AAUAGACUGAAAAUCAGGUAGUACAUAUUUUACAGAAGGGUUUAAUGCUGUUGUAGAAAAUAACGCCAUCGAACAGAGUCCUUUUUUGAGUAGAUAAGUUGCUCAGCUAGCCAGAAAUUACCCAAAUCGUGGAAACUAAAUGUUUAUUGCUUUAUUCAGAAGAGAUUGCCGUUGGUCCCUAUCAAUAUAUGAUCGCAUUAUGACGCAUUCGUAAGUGUCGUGGGUAUUGGCGUUAUGUUGUUCACAACUCACGUAUUUGUCAGUCCGUUGACGUGUCAUCUGUCGGAAUAAGACAUAGUACCGCUGCUUGGUCUGUAGUAGGUUUAUGAUGAAUUGGGGUUAGAAAUAUCACAAAAUACUGCACAAAAACGACGUGGAAAAUCAUUGAAAAAUAAUAAAUUUAUUCUUAAAACCGAGAAUGAAAAAACAAUAAUGGAAUCAGCACCCGAAGGCCUACACCGGCAGUACUAUACGGGUUAACCCACGCCAAUCGUCAAGUAUGAAACUUAAUUUAGAAAAACCCAAACGGCAGUGCUUGGAGUGCAUCCAGAAGAGGCUGGUAAAAGGUAGAACAAGGGAAUGGGAGGCGUAUGCAUGCACCAAAAGGCAGGUUCAAGCAACGAUCUGCGGCCACUGGUUACAGUCCGGCAAUCACAGGUCCCGCAAGCGGUACAUCGUCUCAGAGUAGACAGCAGUGACAAAAUAUCGAAAAUAAAAAUCAUGAAAACCCGUCCAUUCACUCGCAUUAUUGUAUAUGUACAGACGGAGAUUGCUGAGAUUACGUUACUACAGACAAUGGCGUCAUCAGGGCAGCGAACGGAAGAAAUGCUACAGUGGCAAGAUACUUCUAAGAACAUUCAACAGAAGUUAAAAUGUCUGCACUUUACAUAGCAGUUGUCCUGAUUACAUCAGCCUUUAUUCCUCCAUCUCUUGGUCAGGGGUAUGGUCCUUUGCCACAUAAGGCUAAGAAACAUCAUAGUACAACUACAACGACUCUGCCACCAGAUAUUGCUAGCUUGAACCUUGAUGGACAGCAAUAUCAACCUGGGUUCAUCAACCCAAUAAGCAGCACACCUGUUCCAGACAACAGCCUUGGUUCUUAUAGUCAGCCAGAAUCAAUUUCCCAGGGAGCGGGCUCAUAUUGGUGGCAGAACUCCAAUUCUCCUUUCAGUGGUGUGAGUGCACCCUCACCUGCUCAGCAGCCGCCAGCACGGCCGGGUGGUUGUGGUGAAGCAGCUGACGGGUGUGGAACUGGGUCAGCACCCAUCAAUAUCCAGGGCAAUCCCUUUCUGAGUGGUUUGAAUCCACCUAUUACACCUUCAAAACAGGCAGUGGCCUGCAGCGGGGCUGGAUAUGUUUGCUCUCCAAAAUACCUGUGCAUCAAUGGAACAGUCUCAGAGGAUGGACAGGGGACCUUCGAAGUGCGAUCAGAGGUACAAUACUGUGAUGCUACCUCACAGGUAUGCUGUCGCCUCCCUGCUGGACCUAAUGAACCCUCUGUUUGUGGUAGUUAUGGUUCAGGUGGUAACUGUGGUGGAAAUCUGCCUGCUUCUCUUUCCCCUUCUCAACCAGGCAUAGUACAUGUCACCCCCUCCCCAUCUCAGUCAGGAUUAAUCCAUAUCACUCCAAGUUCAAACCAGCCUCCCUCUGCUGGAAACAUCAAACCAGGAGAUGGACUUUCUUAUGUUCCGUAUUUUCCAAGACCAUCCUUCCCAGCCAGUGGAGUCCAGCAUCCCAGUGCCAGCAUCCCAUCAGCAACAUAUGCUCCAGGCAACAACUUUGGACAACCAAUUCCUGGCUCUAAUGGAGUGCCAAUCGGAGGAUCAAUUUAUGACACUGAUAGGCAUCCCGUGACUCCCGCAACCAAUCAGAGUCCAUACACAGGACCUCUCAACACUACUCCACAUCCUGGCUGUGCAGCUGCAUUAAAGUGUGUUCCAGAAUCAUACUGUACUGCAGAAGGGGUCAUGGCAGAUCAACCUGUCAUACUUACCAGAGACCAGUAUGAGAACAGAGUGCCUCUGUCGGAAUGUGCUGAUCCUGACACUGGUGCCAUUGGUAAAUGUUGUCGAGAUCCCAACUACAAGGAUCCCUGGCCAGGUGGCAUGAUGAAGAAUAAUGAUGGCAAUGAGCCUGAAGAGUGUGGUGUAGGAUCCUCUUGCCUGGAGCCAUACCAGUGUGGUAGCCAAUACAAGAUUCAGCCAGCAAAGAGCUGCAGAAUACUUUUCAGUGGGGCAUCAGGCAUCUGCUGUUCACAUGAUCAGCCUGGAUUCCCUGAUCAGCAUCCAGGUGGAACAUUCAUUCCUGGAACCACUCCAAUCUCACAGAAACCUGUCAAGAAACCUACUAAUGGUUAUUCUCAGCCAAAACCAGUUAUUCAACCAAUCCCACAACCAGUUCCAGCUCAACCGUUCCCACAGCCGUCUCCAUCGUCUCCCCAGCCAGUUGCACAACACUUUCCUUCAUCUCCUCAACCAUACCCACAACCAGUUCCAUCUUCUCCUCGACCAUUCCCACAGCUAACCCCAUCGUCUCCUCAGCCAGUUGCACAGCACUUUCCUUCAUCUCCUCAACCAUACCCACAACCAGUUCCUUCUUCUCCUCAACCAUUCCCACAGCUAACCCCAUCGUCUCCUCAGCCAGUUGCACAGCACUUUCCUUCAUCUCCUCAACCAUACCCACAACCAGUUCCUUCUUCUCCUCAACCAUUCCCACAGCUAACCCCAUCGUCUCCUCAGCCAGUUGCACAGCACUUUCCUUCAUCUCCUCAACCAUACCCACAACCAGUUCCAUCUUCUCCUCGACCAUUCCCACACCUAACCCCAUCAUCUCCUCAGCCAGUUGCACAGCACUUUCCUUCAUCUCCUCAACCAUACCCACAACCAGUUCCUUCUUCUCCUCAACCAUUCCCACAGCUAACCCCAUCGUCUCCUCAGCCAGUUGCACAGCACUUUCCUUCAUCUCCUCAACCAUACCCACAACCAGUUCCAUCUUCUCCUCGACCAUUCCCGCAGCUAAACCCAUCAUCCCCUCAACCUUAUCCACAAUCAAACCCAAGUAAUGAAUUAUCCCCUCAACCAACUGUACAGGUAUCAGAGCUAGUACCUAGUGCACAACCUCCUACAUACACAAAACCUGUUAAAUCAGUACAAUCUCAGACAGAGUUGUCAUUCUCUCAACCACAUCCAACACUGCCUCAAUCACAACUCCACCAUCCUGGAUCUCCUAAGCCAUUCUUUCAGUCACAUUUCCCUGUGCCUCAGCCUCAAUCAGGCCAACCCUCAAGACCAUCGACAGGAUAUCCCCAAUCAGUCGGAGAGUGCGGGAUCAGGAGACAGGUAUCAAGGCAAGGCUUGAGUGAAGCAGAUGCAGGAUUUGGUGAGUUCCCAUGGCAAGCACUGGUGUUGUUAAAUUCAAAUCAAAGUGCACUGUGCAGUGCUGCAGUUAUCUCAGACAACGCUGCCAUCACAGCUGCACAUUGUCUCCACAAUGUGGAAUCAAGUGACAUACUUCUCGAAGUUGGGAGAUGGAGGAUACUUUCAAGUGAUCAACCGAAGCCUGUCCAUGUGAUUCAAGUGGCUGCCAUUGCCCGACAUCCAGAUUUUGAUGCAAGCUCCCUGUUUAAUGACUUGGCUGUGCUCAUUCUGGACAAACAGCUAAGAUUUGAUGAACAUAUUGACAAGAUCUGCCUGCCACCUAGAGGCCAGGAUGUGUCUCAGUUCCAAGGCGCAUGUACUGCUACUGGCUGGGGAAAGAAGGCUUUGCAAGCAAACAUUCCUGGAAGCAUUCUCCACCAAGUACCUGUCAGGCUGAUCCCUCACUCAGCCUGUGAGGACACUCUGCGAAAGACUCACCUGGGGCAAUACUUCAUUCUGAAUCAAAGCUUUCAGUGUGCUGUACCAACUGCACCUUCACAAGAUUUGUGCAAGGUUGAUGUCGGUGGACCAAUCGCCUGUGAUCGGGGAGACGGACAUCAUGUACUGAGUGGUUUGUACAGUUGGGAUAUUGGCUGCAAUGUCCCUAACAGUCCAACUGUGCUUGGUGGCAUAGAUGUUGCCUGGAUUGAGAGCAUUCUGGACCGCCCAGUGGAUGAGCUAGUUAGGGAUGAACUAAAUGAAAUCCUUAAGCAGCAACAACAACAGGAUCUGGUAAAUGUUGACACUGAGAGUAAGCCAGGCUUCUCUCAAGGAUAUGGCAGGAAAUAGAUAUGAACUCAGGCUUUAAAAGAUGCGACUACUCCUGCUCCAAUUGAUAGAUGAUGUGGGAAUAAGUGUCUAAUCCACAUGCUGCCCUAGUUUCAAAAAUGCCAUAAUUAUAUAAAAGCAUAAUGUAAACUUACACAUGUCCUUUUGAUGCAUUAAUUUCACUGGUCAAUAAGUAUAAGAAUUUAGGAAUUCAGUUCAAUUAGGAAGUAUGUAACCAUUCAAACCAUUAUGGGUAUGUGUGAUAACAGCAAUGAACAUUUAGUCUGAAGAUUUCUGUCUUCUGGGUUGUUGCACUGUGUAGUCUGGUCGAUGUUAAUCAACGUUUCAGAGGUCAUACUGCCUCCGUUAUCAGGACGAUAUUCAUCGCUCUGAUGACAGACUACACAGCGCAACAACCCAGAAGACAGAAAUCUUCAUACUCACCGCUGUGAAAACCUCAAAUCUUACAACAUUUAGUCUCCUUAAGAGUGGAGAACUUUUGGGGCAGCUGUUAAAAGAAGAUGGUAUAUUUGGAGUUAGUUAAAAGUUAGUCACUAAAGUGACUGUCCGCACAGUGGAUGGCUGGAGUUCAAUUACUGGAAAAAAUAUUGGGAAUGUUUAUUUUUAUAUUUAAAAUGCAACCAUGACUUACCUAACCUUGUACACAUUAGACGCUGGGAGUGGACAUGGCUGGGCAUGUAACUGGCCACUCACCUUCACUUAAUAUGCUGAAAUAAAAAAUGUAAGCAUUUUUACCUCAGUGUAAUUAUAUGCUUCUGUGCUGUACAGAUAUAAUGUAUUAAUUUAUCUUCUCACUCAGUCAUUAACAAUACUUGCACUCAGAUUUCUGACUCUCGCUCUUUUGUGUUUCAAUUGUUUAGUCAUAAUUUUUACACCAUUGUUGGUAAAAUAACCAGAAUACUUUACACAUCACUCAUUGAUUUGUCAGUGAACGAAUAUUUAUUCUCAAUAACGAUGCACUGAUUUUUGCAGUGUAACUGCAACCAUUCUAGAAAAUGUAGGAGCAUUAAUUCUUAACAUCUCAUAACUUUCAUGGAUAUCCUUUGAAUUCAAAUAAUUAAAUGGCAUAUCAGGAAUAUGUAUUCUAACCAUGGUCUCUUGUUCAUGAUGACCUGGACACUUUUUUAAAAUAAAUAAAUAAAUUAAAAAAAUAUUAAAGCUUUGAUUUUUAUAGAGGCCCCUGUUUUAUGGAGGUUCCAGGAUGACUGACCUGGUCACUUGCCCUUAAAUUUGACCCUGACAAAUUGUAAACCAAUAUUUGUCCACUUGAUAAUGAACUGGUUUAUUUUUAUGACCAGUAACCAUACAUAAUCUCAUAAUGUUCUCCUUAUUUAACCUUUAACAUAUGGGCAGCUAAGAUUUUAUGCCUUUAAUGCUGGCACAAAGAUAAAUUUUGAGCUGUGGAGACUUCCAGUUAAAAUGCACAGGCAGAUACUUUCCUGACUGCAUGAUAUUAUUAAAGCCCUUCAUUCUGACAUGUACAAAACUGAUCCAAAUUUUUGUGUAAAUUACAAUGUUGCUAAAGCAAACAACCAUGAUUCAAAAACUUGACCCGUGUACCAACUGUGAGGAUAAAGGAAUAACAUUCAUGCAGCAACAAGAAAGUAGUGUCUCACAAAUAGUUUAAUUUUUCAAGAAUUGGUGAUUUUUUGACAUUGUCUUUAUCCCCCCCCCCCACCAAAUUAUGAUGUUAUUAAAUAUGUGCAAGAGUCCUAUUACAUAGAACAUAUCAGAAAUAUAGUAUGUUAUGGUAUUCUGUGCCGGCCGCAGUGGCCACGCAGUCUGAGGCAUGGACCUCGUGCGCCUGGCUGCUGGGACUGUGGGUUCGAGUCCUACUCUAGGCAUGGAUGUUUGGCCAUGUCCCCUCUUCCAGUCUGGUGGGUAAGACUGGCCACGGAAGGCAAGGUGAAACUUCUGUGGUAUCUUCGCAAGUAAGAGCCCUGUAAUGGGGCUGCAAACCAAUCCUAGGAUUGAUGACUACAAAAAAAAAAACGGUAUUCUGUAAUUUUGAUAUAAAUAUUACUAAAGUGAUGAACAUUUAUUGAUACACUCAGAAAUAAGGAAGUUUUGUUUCAUGGAAUUGCAGGAGUGAUUGGCUGCAUUGGUAAGUAGCAAUGUGGGUUUCUGUUUUGUAGUUACUUGUUCUUUGAGUACUGCUGGUAUGCACGUAACUACCAGGGUUGUUACACAAGUUUCUUGUGUGACCACUUGUAGCUGUUAUAUUUAAGGUGCAUAUGGCCAUUCUUCAGAUAUUAUUUAAGUCUGCUUUGGUAAUAUUGUGUACAUUAUUUAACAGAACUAUAGGUACUAUUAUUAUUGCAUAUUCCAUAUCAUGAUACCCAGUUUAUUUGUAUUGGUAUAGUUAAGUAGGGAGCUGGGGCAGCUCAGUCAGCAGUGACUGGAUGACUGAUGUUCGAUUCCAGAUGGGCAGAGGAUUUUUCUUUUAGUCUCUGCGUUCAUACCGGCUCUGGGUCCCACCCAGCCUCCUGUCUGAUAGGUACCGGGUUCAUUUCCCCGGGGCUGAAGUGUGGACGGGGCAUGACACUGACCACUCACCCCUAUCUAGAGCCAAGGUUAAGAAUGAAUAGGAGCUAUACUUCCUAAGGCCUCUCCCCUAAGUGUGUACAUGGUUUUACUUUUUACUGUAGGUAAGUUAGGCCUAGUUCUUUUCCUCCUCCAACCAGAAGGAACUUAGUUAAUGUAAUUUUUUUGUAUCCAGGAAUUUCAAACAAAUGUAUUAUUAUUUUAA
Molecule: messenger RNA, 6954 nt
Organism: Zootermopsis nevadensis
Lineage: Eukaryota; Metazoa; Arthropoda; Insecta; Blattodea; Termopsidae
Biological process (GO): proteolysis
Molecular function (GO): serine-type endopeptidase activity
Source: RefSeq, a predicted model, not a curated record